This is a messenger RNA of Podarcis muralis (Common wall lizard), 2014 nucleotides long. Lineage: Eukaryota; Metazoa; Chordata; Lepidosauria; Squamata; Lacertidae. The record is from RefSeq and is a predicted model, not a curated record.
AUGGUGGUUCCCUCACUCACACACACAAUCUUUAUUACGGUCCAAACAUCGUAUAUAUCUGCACAGUCCUUCUUUGAAAAUAAGUAUGGUUUCGCAGAUGUCUUUAGUGUCUUGCGCUCAUCUUACCUGUACAGACAGCAUCCUAGCCCCCUCCAGAGUGUAUGUUCAGAUCUUCAGCGUUGGCCAGUUUUUAUUCAGACACGAGGUUUUAAGACACUGAAAUCAAGAGCAAGACGGCUGCAGUCUUCAUCAGAACGAUUAACAGAAACAGAAAAUGUAGCGCCCUCAUUUGUAAAGGGUCUCCUACUGAGAGAUAGAGGACCUGAUGUUGAAAGUGUAGAUAAACUAAUGAAAACAAAAAAGAUACCUGAAGCGCAACAAGAUGCCUUUAAAACUGGAUUUGCAGAGGGCUUUUUGAAAGCACAGUCACUCAAUCAACAUUCCAUAAGACGAAAUCGUUUCUUUGUCCUUGUUCUGAUCCUGCUUGGCCUUUAUGGUUUGUCAAAAACUCCUUUUUUAUCUGUGCGUUUUCGAACAACUUCUGGACUUGACGCAGCUGUGGACCCUAUUCAUAUGAAAAAUGUUACAUUUGAACAUGUCAAAGGGGUUGAAGAAGCAAAGCAAGAGUUGCAAGAGGUGGUAGAAUUCUUGAAAAAUCCUCAGAAAUUUACUGUACUGGGAGGUAAACUUCCUAAAGGUAUUCUGUUGGUCGGACCACCUGGAACUGGCAAAACUCUUCUUGCUAGAGCUGUGGCAGGAGAAGCUGAUGUUCCAUUCUAUUAUGCCUCUGGAUCAGAAUUUGAUGAGAUGUUUGUUGGCGUUGGAGCCAGUCGUAUCAGAAACUUGUUUAGGGAAGCCAAAGCGAAUGUGCCAUGUGUUAUAUUCAUUGAUGAGCUGGAUUCUGUUGGUGGCAAAAGGAUAGAGUCUCCAAUGCAUCCCUACUCAAGACAGACUAUAAAUCAGCUCCUUGCUGAAAUGGAUGGCUUUAAACCCAACGAAGGCGUCAUUAUCAUUGGUGCAACAAACUUCCCUGAAGCCUUAGAUAAUGCUUUGAUACGUCCUGGCCGCUUUGACAUGCAAGUUACAGUCCCCAGGCCAGAUGUCAGGGGCCGAACAGAGAUUCUGAAAUGGUACCUGAAUAAAAUAAAGUAUGAUGAAUCUAUUGAUGCAGAAAUCAUUGCAAGAGGAACGGUAGGAUUUUCUGGAGCUGAGUUAGAAAACCUAGUGAACCAAGCUGCAUUGAAAGCUGCGGUUGAUGGGAAGGAUAUGGUUACUAUGAAGGAGCUGGAAUUCUCAAAGGACAAAAUUCUUAUGGGCCCUGAGUGUAGAAGUGUAGAAAUUGAUGAUAAGAAUAAAACAAUUACAGCCUAUCAUGAAUCUGGGCAUGCCAUUAUUGAAUACUAUACUAAAGAUGCGAUGCCAAUCAACAAAGCUACCAUUAUGCCACGAGGGCCAACACUUGGACAUGUGUCUUUGCUGCCAGAAAAUGACAGGUGGAGUGAAACUAGGUCCCAGCUGCUUGCCCAGAUGGAUGUUAGCAUGGGAGGAAGAGUUGCAGAAGAACUUAUAUUUGGGAGUGAUUACAUCACAACAGGGGCUUCUAGUGAUUUUGACAACGCUACUAAAAUAGCAAGGCUCAUGGUGACUAAGUUUGGAAUGAGUGAGAAGCUUGGUGUCAUGACCUACACAGAUACAGGGAAACUCAGUCCCGAAACUCAGUCCGCAAUUGAACAAGAAAUAAGAAUGCUUUUAAAGGAAUCAUACGAACGAGCGAAGAAUAUAUUGAAGAACCGCACAAAAGAGCACAAGAAUUUAGCGGAAGCAUUGCUGACCUAUGAGACUUUGGAUGCCAAAGAAAUUCAGAUUGUUUUAGAGGGGGGAAAACUAGAAGUGAGAUGAUAACUUCCUUGUUAAGCGUUCUAAUGGAUUACUUGCAAGAAUGCAGUAGUCUACUUAUGCAGUGUAGCCCCUCCCCCAAUGUGUGUGUGGUAAUAAUCACAUUUCUUAAAGAUAA